This is a messenger RNA of Sabethes cyaneus, 1276 nucleotides long. RefSeq names its product protein HGH1 homolog. The coding region runs from base 56 to 1135 and encodes 359 amino acids. The record is from RefSeq and is a predicted model, not a curated record. The transcript has 3 exons. NCBI's taxonomy places the organism in Eukaryota, Metazoa, Arthropoda, Insecta, Diptera, Culicidae.
GAGACUGGAUAUACAUCAUCGAUGAUACUCAAAAGGUGGCGAUUUUAAUUCUGCCAUGGAAGCGCUUCAGGAGAUUAUUCCCUUUCUGAGCAAAUUUGCUCGGCUGGAUUUGAAAGCAGUCUCAUUGUCACAUGUGUUAAGCCUCACCGGAUCGAGAGACGGGAUAGAACUUAUCAGUAAUUGUACACCACUGUUGGCUAACAUUGUCGAUCUUACCGGUGAUGAUUCGGAUGCGCUACGAAAGGAUGCAGUGCUGACACUGGUUAACAUAUCGGCAGAGCAAUGUGGUGCCGAAAAACUGGUUGCGGAAUUGGCAGACCAAAUAGUACCGUUGGCAUACGAUGCGGUAGUGAAUGAAAACUCUAAAACGGCGGAUGCAUGGAGUAUGGUACUCUGUAACAUGACACGUCCAGAGCACCUUGUCGAGGCAGUUGUAAAUCAGCUACUUAAAAUUGAAUAUGCUUUCGAAAAGCUAGCCACAUGUUUCACCAGAAUUAGUUUCAACAAACAAAAAGGGCAUUUAAAUUAUUUGGGCCCUCUUUUUAGCAACCUAUCGCAAAGCAAGCAAGGGCGAGAGUUAUUCUGCAGCCGGGAAACAGAUUUACUAACUCGAAUCUUACCUUUUGUCCACCAUGAGGGCAGUAUUGUUCGCCGUGGUGGAGCAGUUGGUCUGUUAAAGAAUAUUUGCUUCGAUAGCACCAUACACGAAUGGCUUCUAAGUGGAAACGUUGAUGUUCUUACUUUCAUCCUCUUUCCGUUGGCUGGACCGGAGGAGUUUGACGACGAAACAAACGAUAAGCUUCCCGUAGAGCUACAAUAUCUAGGCCCAGAGAAAGAACGUGAAGCGGAUCCAGAUAUCAGAAAGAUGUUAGUAGAGUCUCUGGGACAACUGUGCGCUACUAGAAAAGGUCGUGAGUAUCUACGGGAUCGCGGUACCUACGAGAUUCUCAGGGAAUUGCACAAAUUUGAGUGCGGUCCGAAUGGAGACCCGCGUGUUCUGGCGGCCUGCGAAAGUGUGGUGGACAUUCUCAUAAGGACGGAGGAUGAGAUUGGUGAAGAUAAUUUAAAGACCCUGGAAAUUCCUGACGAUGUGAUUAAGAAACUGAAUGACUUAGAAAAUAAUAGCGAGUUGUAACAUUAAGUUUCAUUUGAUUUGGUUCUUUAAGAUGUUCUUAUUUGUAUAUAGAUAACAUUAAUAAUCAAUUAAAUUCAUUGAAAAGAAGCGAACCAGUCACAGGCUGAAAACCUCUGAAAUAAAUAUGUAAUCAAAAUCAAU